This is a messenger RNA of Bipolaris sorokiniana ND90Pr, 1534 nucleotides long. RefSeq lists its product as uncharacterized. The transcript has 2 exons. NCBI's taxonomy places the organism in Eukaryota, Fungi, Ascomycota, Dothideomycetes, Pleosporales, Pleosporaceae. The record is from RefSeq and is a predicted model, not a curated record. The coding region runs from base 287 to 1474 and encodes 395 amino acids.
CUUCUUACAACCUCGCUUUUGUAUCAUCUACUCAGUUCGCACUACACACAAUGGCGCCCAACGACAAUGCGACUUGGAACUUCAAGCACCGUGACGGUGUGAUUACAGAGGAUAUGAAGGAGUGGUUGGAAGAAAUGGUAGCUCAGAGAGUAGAAAAUUGUAAAUUCGCCGAGUUGUUUGAGACCAGGUUCCAACACGAGGUCGAAAAAGGACUUCUUGAUGGUGAGUGCCACGGCAACUGAGGGAACUGCUGCUUACUCAAAUAGUUCCCACGUCUUUACUUUGCAUGAUUGAUGAUCUGAUUCAAGAGGAACAUGUCAUCAAGGAACCACCAAAGCCUAGAGCGCGGGCUUGGGCCCUGUCAGAGCGCUCUCCUCCAGGAUCAGCAGAAGCACUUCUCUAUGAGUUCAGCCCAGACGCCGACCACAGUGAGCUCGACCGUGACGAAUUGUCGAGAACAGCCCCGGUAUUGCUGUCAUUGUUCGACCAGAAUAACAGUUACUGGAAGUUGCUGUCUGAAGAGUAUGUUAAGCUCUGGGAAGACUCACAGAAGAUGGCUACCCACAUCGAAGACUCGGAUAGCAAGGUCGCCGACAUGGAAAGGACGCAAGAAACGAUUGUCUCUGAGCUCAAGGACGUUACAGCACUCACCAAGUACCUCAAGGCGGAGAACGUAUUACGACGGCAGAUUGCGCAGGGUUUAUUCGAAGCAUACAAGGAAGCACAAAUCGAACUCAUAGCCCAGGGUGCUCGUCACCAAGCUGAUGUUGACAAGCUUUACGCGGCCAAAGCAGCUGCAGAAGCUCGUGUCAACGAGCUUGCGCAGUUCGAAAGUCAGGUGAUUGACAGGGCGGAGCAGGUUGCAAACGAGCUUCGGCAAUCCACUGCCGAUAACGAGAACCUCGCUGAGCAAAUUGCGCCCUUGAUCAACUCGCUAGGAACUCCCGCUCUCGUAGCGAGUCUUGAAGUUGCACAAGAGUGCUCGCAGGUCGACGAAACAACCCAAAAGGAAAGGACAGCCCACGAAAAGACCUGGCACCAGACCCUCCGACGUGUCGUCAACGAACAGACCGAUUUGGUUUCUUCGGUGUUGAACCAGAAAGCGUACGACAAGGGAUGGGCAUUUGGUGGUCUGCAAGACGCGCAAUCAGCUCGAGUAGGUUUUCAGAGCCUGAAAACGUUGCGCGACCAUGAGCUAUAUGCGUAUACAAGGGACCAGGUCGACACGCAGGUGUACAUCAAGGCCAGGAAGAUAGCCGACGGGUACAUUGAGAAGUUUCUGGUCGAGAAUGAGAUCAAAGUCGAGGACUCCCACUGCCAGCUUCUCCAUCUGACCAUGGUGGCUACAGCGACUUCCGAUCCAUGCCCAUUCUUCAAGCAUGAGGCGAGCAACAUGGGCCAGGACAAACGAAUGAAUGGUUACCGGGCCCUCGCGGAUAGGGUCGCAAAACACGUCUUCGGCAAUGAACUGUAAGUUUUCGACUACACUCUUGCUAUAGUGACUGCGAACUGACUCUGAUAGGCACUUCGACGA